AUGAAAAAGGCCCUGAAGAUUGAACCAUAACCACCUGCUCCACCAGGGGAAGAACAAAAACCAGAAAUCCCUGAUGAAAAGGGUCCAGAGGAAAAACAUGAAGAAGGUGAACCUCCUGUUGAACCACCUGUUGAACCAAGUCCUGAAGAGAGUCCUGAAGAAGAAGGAGAGAUCCCUGAUGAACCACCUGUCAAUCCAAAUCAUGAAGAAUCACCUGAAGAAUCAACAGAAGAAUGGGUUGAAGAAAUUGAAGAGGAAUUUGAAGAAUUUGAAAACCCACCUAUUGUUGCUCCUCCUAUUGAACCACCCAGUGCUGUUGAAAAGGCUUGUUUGAAUUCAGUAAACGAGAUUGUUUAUACAUCAUCUGUUGAUGAAGCCACUCCAUUAGUCAAUAAAUAAUUGGAAGGUGACGAUUUAAGUUGUUAUGGAUUUGGAUUUUAUGCUAGAUGGCUUUAAGCUUAUCCAACAUUCUUGGUUCAUGGAAGAUAAUCUGAAAGAUAUUUCGUUGCAAGAGUUUCUGAAUCUGAACACACAACUGGUGAAGUUACUGAUAGUGCCUUGAGCGUAUAUUUGACUAAAGAAGGUUUUGAAUUCCAAUCAUACGACGUAUAUGGAUUAUCAACAACAGUAAUUUCAGUUGGUGACAUUGAAGGUAAAUGGAUUUAUGUUUAUUACUCAUAUUGCAAUGAAAAAGCAGUUGCAUUUGUAAAAGAUGGUGAAUCUAUAUAAUUGACCGAAGUUAUUGUUAUCCAUUAAAGACCAUCUCAAUUGUAUUUCUAAUUGGCAGGUAAACAAGGGGAUGUUCCAUCAUUCUAAGGUCAAUUCAGAUUAGUUUAAGCUAAUGUUGGUUAAAAUGUCUUCAUUGGAACUUUAACAGAAGCUAAUGAUUUCGUAUUUGCUUGCAAUCAGUUACCUGAAGAGAAAUGUGAAAGAUAGAUCUCAAAUCUUCAUGAUUUCGAAUUCCAUGGUGCUGAUUCCUAAUUUGAUGCAUCAGCUGUCGUUGAGAAUGCUGACCCAAUUUAUGCUUAAGAAUACUCAGUUUCUGGUUGGUUCAAAUGGAAUCCAGUUCAAACUUCAGAAUCCUGGUAUUCAGCAUUCAGAUUGACAUUGAACAAUCUUGCAACCAAUCAAAAUUCAAAAGAAUUGGGAGAUAGAGAUUUGGCGUUAUUUGUAGGAAGUGAAAAGAAGGAUUCAGUCUUAGCUUUCACCACAUAUACUUACACAGACUUGUACGGCAAUGGUAACCCAACUUAUUGGUAAGCCAUCCCAUAUGAAAAGGAUUUGGUCCACUGGCAUUAUAUUUACUUUGGAUACAGCAGACACAUCUCCAAAGCUUAUGGUUAUGUUGAGUUCUUCACCAGAAAGGGAGAAGUACACUUUGAAAAUGUCAAGCACUUUGAUGCUCCUCACAAAUACUUGUAUGUUGGACAAGAUCAAUUCUAUAAGUCUUACAGUGGUAAAAUCUUCAAUCUACAUUACAAUCUUUGUGAUGGUUCAUACAGAGAAUUGAAAUAUGAUGAACAUUGGGGAUACACUCCUAAACCAACUGAUCCAGUCCCACCUCCUCCAGCCCCAGUUCCUGAAACCCCAUCUGAACCUGCAAGUGAAGAAGAAUUUGUUGAACCACCCCUCCCAACUAUUCCAUCUGAACCUGAUGAUGAUGUUCCUUAUGAACCUGAACCAGAAGAUAAGCCACUCCCACCUCCAUCUGAAAGUGAAGAGGAAACUCCAAUUGAACCACCUGUUGAACCUGAAGAAGAAACUCCAAGUCAUGAGGAAGAACCAGAAAUCCCAGAUGAACCUGUGCCUGAUCCUGCUCAUGAAGAAGAUGUAGAAGUUCCAGAGGAACCACCUGUUCCAUCAGAACCUGAAGAAUCAGUUGAACCACCAGUUGAACCUCCUGUUGAACCACCUGUUGAACCUGAAGAAGAAGAGCCAACUCCAUCAGAAGAGGAAGAGGAACCUUAACCACCUGCUCCAGUUCCUUAACCAAAAUGCCCACCAACCAUUGAAGUUAAUAAAGACAAUGCUGCUGAUAUCCUAUGUGAAUUGUCACAUUAUUUGGGUGAAUUUGCUUAAGGCCAUGUUCCAGUUGCUGGACCAAGCACAAAGACUGUAUGCUUCUGUAUGACUUACAAUGAAGAUUAUGCUCCACCAACUUUAUUGUAAUUGGCAUCUAGGAUCCCAGGACAUCUUUAAAUGAAUGAACCUAAAGUAGCAGUACCAUUAUUGAAGAAAUUCAUCAAGCAAAGAUAAUGA
Paramecium tetraurelia is the source of this 2259-nucleotide messenger RNA. RefSeq lists its product as uncharacterized. NCBI's taxonomy places the organism in Eukaryota, Ciliophora, Oligohymenophorea, Peniculida, Parameciidae. Gene Ontology annotation, cellular component: nucleus. The transcript has 4 exons. The record is from RefSeq and is a predicted model, not a curated record.